Colletotrichum godetiae is the source of this 977-nucleotide messenger RNA. RefSeq lists its product as uncharacterized. The record is from RefSeq and is a predicted model, not a curated record. Bases 222 to 857 code for a protein of 211 amino acids. The transcript has a single exon. Lineage: Eukaryota; Fungi; Ascomycota; Sordariomycetes; Glomerellales; Glomerellaceae.
GAGCGGUGACAACAAUGGUUGAGCGUGCGGGCGGAUGGUUGGGUACUUAAAGUCUUCCUUUCCUUGCCCUUGCCCCAUGACUGACCAAUCAAAUAUCCCGUUAGCCGCCGUGCUCAGCCCCGUGCCAAACCUGCGCACCUUGCUUAUCCAACGGAGUCGCAGCCCAACAGUCGCCUCGGACUCACGAAAAUCGCGACUACAGCGCCACCACAACACUCAUCAUGCCUCGGGAAGAAGGAGUUCUCUAUGAAAUAUGCCAAGUUCUCUGUCUGUCGUCUGACGGCUAUGAACCCGUCACCUGCCAGAAGAGAGGGGACUUUGCCGAUACUGCCCAACGAAUCCGGACUAGGUUUGACCACAUCAGAGCAGUACGCAGCAACAACAGCGAGUUGCUCCGCGCUGUCAACACGCUCUACCGAUGGCUGUUUGCCAAUGAAACUUUUCACUCCGAUCGAUUUUCGUCAGCGUUGAAACGGAGUCGUCAAUGUGAUUGGGUCUGUUGCGAAGGGCCAGACUCGGAUCAGAACACGACUGCGGGACGUCGUGCUGCUGCACAGGCAUGGAGUGUGAGCGAAGGGUGUUUGGUGACAUUCUUUGGAAACGAUAUCAGCGGAAACACUUGGAGAGAAAUUAGUGCUUUCGCGCGCAAGGCUCGAAACUGGGAGCGCGCUCAAGUCGCGCUAUUCGCUGCGCGGGAUAAGAGGCUGAGGGAGAGCAAGGUGAACAAACGGCUCUCACAAAAGAAGAGCUGGACGCCUUAUGAUCAGACUACGGCUGUUGGUAUUCCUAUCACAGGGAUGGUUCGAACCGUGGGUGACGAAGAGGUCAAAAUCUAUAUAUAUUUAACUUCUGCGUAAGGUGUAAAAAGGAGGUUCUAACCGGAGGUUGGGUAGACCGUAGAUCUCGUAAGUAUGGUCUGUAAGUGGCCCCUGCGCGGGCCCCUUGCCUCGAGGUCGAAUUGGACUUCCAAUCCGACA